UUCAAUGUUUACCUUCCCCGGUUGUGUGUAUAUAUUUUUAUUUAUUAGUAAAUUUUUAUUUGUCACGCGUUAAAAUAAUAGUAAAUCCGCCAAAACCAGUGACUUUAAAUUAACUUAUGCUUGUUUAUGUUUAGCGAUAGCAUAAUAUGUAUAUAUAUUUCUUUUUAGCGCUGUGAAUGAAGUUAUCACUGACAUGAACCUUACAGAUAUAAUGUUUACAUGGAGUAUAAUCAUGAAAUAAAUAUACUGUUAUCUCAUGAAUUGUUUGAUUGUCUCUUUAUAGAAUUUGUUUCUUUCAUCUUUUAAGGUUUUAACUAUUUGUUGUGAUGAAACUAAGAUGGCAAGUAAAUGUAAAUAAAAUUAUAUUAUGGCUAAUGCCACUGUAGAUAACGGAAGUGUUAAUUGGAUAGAAUUUUGUAACAAGCAUGCGAAACUAGCUGCUAGCAAUUUCGCUAGAUCAUUUAUAGGUUAUGUUAAUUCUCAUAAUUUGAAUUCUGCUACGUUAGAGCAUAAGGAAUUUAUUUCGAAGUUUGUUGAUACAUUUGUAGAACAUUUUGAGACUGAAUUAAAUAGGUAUAAGGACAAAGGGCAUUUAUCAAAUGGAGUCGCCGGCCCAUCUGGAAUCAAUGGUCAUAACGAACAUCACCAUGAGCCAAGUGACUAUUUUGAGCAGGACCCUCCUGAGCCAAGGUCCCCCAAGUUACUUCAUAAACCUUUUUUCCGAAGGCUAUCUUUUAAAGCUUUGAAAAAAGGUAAAGGGUUUUUUUAUCGACAAGUCUCAGAUGAAGGAGAGAAUAGUGCACUUGGCAGGAGUUUGCGACUUGACAAAAGUUCAAAAACUAGGUUGGCGAAAAUUGUUGUAGAAUGUAGGAAGGAAGGUAUCGUCAAUUACUUAGUAGGUGAAAAUCCUGAUGGUACUCAAAAAUGGGAGAGAUGUCGACUUGCUCUUGUUAAAACAAUUGGUGGAUACAUGCUAGAAUUUUUUUCUCCCCCAAAAUCAACAAAACCUAAAAGUGGUGUAUUCUGUUUUUUAAUUACUGAAGCUAGAGAAACUACUGCUUUAGAGAUGCCUGACCAUGAAAACACGUUUGUUCUUAAAGCUGACAAUAAUAUGGAGUAUGUCAUAGAGGCUCAUGAUAUAGAUGACAUGAGGGAUUGGUUAGCUACAGUUAAGUACUGUAUGAGACCUACUGCUGAAUCUGACAGCGAAGCUCGUCUCAAAGAGCUUGAAGAUGCACCUGAACUUCCACCUAGGGUUGAAGGUGCUGGAAGUAAUUUUGAACUUUGUGAAGAUCAAGUGACAGAUCUUGAUCUUUCUCAGAUUCUUGAGGAUUAUCCUUGGUUUCAUGGUACUCUGCCCCGAGCUGAAGCCGCAUCUUUAGUUCUUCAUGGUGGCUCUACUGCUCAUGGUGUUUUCCUUGUUAGACAAAGUGAAACGAGAAAAGGGGAAUUUGUGCUUACUUUCAAUUUCCAUGGUAGAGCUAAGCACCUUCGAAUGACCCUAAAUGAUUGCGGCCAGUGUCGUGUUCAGCACUUGUGGUUCUCAUCAAUCUUUGACAUGCUAGAACACUUCCGGCAACAUCCUAUACCGCUAGAAUCUGGGGGCACUGCUGAUGUAACUCUAACAAAUUAUGUAGUUAAUGCUUCUCCUAAUCCAGCACCGACUGCUAGGCUCCAGAAAAUUAGGAAGCAUGCCUUGUCUAAUGAUGAGGUUUUGGUUAUGAGGAGGGAGGAGAAAGAAGACCGGUUCCGGCGCCUGAAGAACGAGAGGUUGUGACUCAUGACGGUUCCAUUAGAGCUAGAGCAGAAUCGCUUGAGCGGGUCCAGGAGUCUGAGUCUGGAGGAUCAGUAGCUUCCAAUGCAGGCAGAGCAGUCGAGAAUACUUACAGUUUUGUGUAAGAAGGCAUUAAUUAUGACUCUUGGCCAUGAUAUUACUCCGCUUAACAGAUUUCAUCUCAGCCUUUCUAGGCAUCAGUGGAAGAAAGGAGUAGUUCCAGCUGCAAGACAAUUCAUUUCCUUGCUUGCCACUUCCGAACGCUCUAGGAGAAACAGCAUCGUUGAGUUGUGUUCGAAGCUAGUCAAGUUUUUCUUAACUAAAAUGCUCAUUUUCUAAAUAUUAUGGUACCAUUUUAUUUUAUGUUUUAUUUUUAAAAUAUAACAUUUUAUUUUUUAUCUGUAUUACUCUUGCUAAUAUUGAAAAUUAUAUUAUUCGUUAUAAUAAAUUCAUGAUAAUUAUUAUGAUGUAAUUAUUGAAUAAUUGUUUUUAUGCAAUUUUUAUUUUUAUUUUAUUUAUUACUGUCUCAUUAUCAACACUUAUGAAAAAAAUAUAUAUGUAAACAUUAUUUGUGUGAACGUUUUAACAUUGUUAUUUCCUUAAUCUACACUUGGAAAAUUGAGCAAAAUUCACUCUUAACUCAUUGGUGUUAUUUGUUGUUUAAUGAAAAAAUGUAAUGAUUAAAUUUAAAAAAAAUAAUAAUGAAUCUUGUUAUACUUUAUCUAUGUGCCAAUAAUACAAAUGUUAAGAAAACUUAUAAAAUAUGUAUGUAUAUUUCAAUGUAUGUAUUUCUCUUCCAAGUAUAUUGUUUUAUUGUUUAUUUAAUGUUAUAUCAAGGCAUUGUUCCAAAGAAUAUGAUAUUUUUUUUUCAAAAAAAUUUAAUUCACCUCAUAAAACAUUACUUUUAGAAUCUUGGUCCAUGUUCUACCUUUUUACGAGUAUACAGCUCCUUCCUAUUUAUUGUUGUGUGUACAACACUAAAUGUUGUAAAUCUAUUGUUGUGGUUGUUUUUGUUCUUCAAAAAGCUGUUGUAUCAUUGUUUAUGUUAAAUUUGUAUCACCUGUUGAUGUAAUAAAAACCAUGUUAUUAUAAAAUAUUACAUCAAUGUCCAUCUGGUAAAUCUUUUAAGCAUAUUAUCGAUGUAAAUAAAAAUAAAUGUGAAUUUAAUUUUU
Messenger RNA from Nezara viridula (southern green stink bug), 2946 nucleotides. NCBI's taxonomy places the organism in Eukaryota, Metazoa, Arthropoda, Insecta, Hemiptera, Pentatomidae. The record is from the annotation of a GenBank genome assembly.